Metarhizium brunneum ARSEF 3297 is the source of this 1221-nucleotide messenger RNA. It is a transcript of the gene norB, whose product is annotated as Norsolorinic acid reductase B. Lineage: Eukaryota; Fungi; Ascomycota; Sordariomycetes; Hypocreales; Clavicipitaceae. The record is from RefSeq and is a predicted model, not a curated record. Gene Ontology annotation, molecular function: oxidoreductase activity.
AUGAAUGUUGCAUUGCCUCAGAAUGGGGCACCAAAGUCACCUUUGUCCCGUUACCGCCUUCUCUCUCCCACUGCCUCUGUCCGCGUCAGCCCGCUAUGCCUCGGUUCUAUGAAUUUUGGUGAUGCUUGGGCUGAUUGGAUGGGGGAAUGCAACCAGGAGAGCACCGAAAAAAUCCUCGACUUCUUUUUCGAGCAAGUAAGGCGUAUGAACGAGACUGAGCCAGAUCGAACUCCAGAACCAGACCUUCAGGGCGGAUCGCUAAUAGCCUUCUUUGAUCUAGGAAAUUUCAUUGACACCGCAAACAGUUACCAAUUCGAGCAAUCGGAAACAUGGAUUGGCGAGUGGAUGAAGAAGCGCGGCAAUCGUGACCAGAUGGUCAUUUCAACCAAGUACACCACCAACUUCAAAGCUGGCCCUAAUCAUCCUCAUAUCAUGGCCAACUGUGUUGGAAAUGGUACCAAGAGUUUACAUGUAUCAGUCAAUGCUAGCCUUCGGAAGCUGCAAACUGACUACAUCGACCUUUUGUACAUCCAUUGGUGGGACUACAGCGCGUCAAUACCAGAAGUCAUGCAGUCCUUGAAUCAACUUGUCGCUACAGGCAAAAUCCUGUAUUUGGGAAUCAGCGAUGCCCCGGCUUGGAUUGUGAGCAAGGCCAAUGAAUAUGCUCGAAACCACGGACUUCGCCAGUUCUCGGUCUACCAAGGUCGAUGGUCCGCGUCUUGCCGAGACUUGGAGCGCGAUGUCAUUCCGAUGUGCAAGGCUGAAGGCAUGGCCAUCACUCCUUGGGGCUCACUUGGCGGCGGAAACUUCAAGACUGAGCAGGCCCAAAGAUCCAGUGAAGGCCGCAGGACAGAGGUUAGCGACACCGAUAUCAAAACAAGUCGGGUACUUGAGGAGAUCGCCAUCCGCAAAAACACAGCCAUCACUAGUAUUGCCUUGGCGUAUGUAAUGCACAAGACGCCCUAUGUGUUCCCUGUCAUAGGAGGAAGGAAGGUUGAGCACCUCAAAGGCAACAUUGAGGCACUUACAAUCGAGCUCACUGACGAAGAAAUUCGAUUAAUCGAGGCCGCCGUGCCCUUUGAUCUUGGCUUCCCUCAUAACUUUCUAUGGGGCCGACAGGUACCCAAUCCUUUACAGGACGUCUGGCUUCUGUCCACUGCCGGAAAUUUUGAACAUGUUGAAGAAGCCAGGCCUAUUAUACCGAAGAAGACAGGGGAGUAG